Messenger RNA from Helianthus annuus (common sunflower), 1211 nucleotides. RefSeq names its product peroxidase 19. Bases 55 to 1077 code for a protein of 340 amino acids. Lineage: Eukaryota; Viridiplantae; Streptophyta; Magnoliopsida; Asterales; Asteraceae. Gene Ontology annotation, molecular function: peroxidase activity; heme binding. The transcript is spliced from 3 exons. Gene Ontology annotation, biological process: response to oxidative stress; hydrogen peroxide catabolic process. The record is from RefSeq and is a predicted model, not a curated record.
UCAUAUAUACAGCAAAGUAUCCUCCCUCAACCCACAAUUGAAACCACCACCACCAUGUCUCUGUCAUCUUCAAUCCUCAUACUCUUGUUCUCCACCACAAUAACCACCUGCUUAUCAUCUGAAACCGUCAACACCUCCAUGGUACACCACCGCUUCCUCACAGUGGAUUACUACGCCAAAACAUGCCCUCAACUCGAACAGAUUGUCGCCUUCGUCACUUCUCAAAACUUUAAAGUGUCGCCGGCCACUGCUCCGGCGACUAUCCGCCUUUUCUUCCAUGACUGUUUUGUCCAGGGGUGUGAUGGAUCAAUCUUGAUAUCAAUGAAGCCCGGAAGCAUGGGAUUGCCGGAGAAGGAGUCGGAGGAUAACCAGGACAUUCCGGCCUACGCGUAUCAAAUUAUAGAGAAGGCGAAAGCUAUGGUGGAGAUGAAGUGCCCUGGGGUUGUAUCCUGUGCGGAUAUACUUGCACUUGCAGCCAGAGAUUAUAUUCAUUUGGCGGGAGGUCCAUAUUAUGCGGUUAAGAAAGGAAGGUGGGAUGGAAAACAAAAACCAAUGGCAAGUUUGGUGUACCCAAAUAUCCCACAUGCGAAUUCCACCAUUGAUAACCUCAUUAAGCUUUUCUCAUCCAAAGGUCUUACGCUUAACGAUCUGGUAGUCCUAUCAGGAGCCCAUUCUAUCGGCUAUGCGCAUUGUAAACACUUUGUGAAUCGCCUUUACAACUUUAAAGGGACAAACAAGCCAGAUCCGGACAUGGAUCCGAGGCAACUGAAAUCCCUUAGAAUGACUUGCCCACAACAUGGUGGCAACGUCGGUGUUGUGAUACCUUUUGAUGCAACAACACCUUUUUCAUUUGAUAAUGCAUAUUUUCAAAACUUGCAAGCGAAAUUGGGUUUGUUGGCAACUGAUAAAGAACUAUUUUUGGACCCUAGAACGAGGCCUUUAGUACAAGCAUUCGCAAACGACAAGAACAAGUUUUUUCAAGAUUUUUCUUCGGCUAUGGAGAGAUUGGGAAAUGUUGGUGUGAAAAGAGGAAAAAAGCAUGGCGAGAUACGAAGAGUAUGCAAUAUGCAUUUAUAAGGCAUAUACCCAAUUAUUUAAUUUAAUUCUUUUAUAACGUUUAUGUUGUUUGUGGCUUGUUAAUUUUUAUAAGACAUGAAUGUGAGUUUUUUUGUUACCGUUUGAUUAAACAAGAAUAUUUAAGCUUCUUUAAA